Molecule: messenger RNA, 3314 nt
Organism: Magallana angulata
Lineage: Eukaryota; Metazoa; Mollusca; Bivalvia; Ostreida; Ostreidae
Product: armadillo-like helical domain-containing protein 3
Exons: 27
Coding region: 98-2182 (694 amino acids)
Biological process (GO): regulation of Golgi organization
Cellular component (GO): cytosol
Source: RefSeq, a predicted model, not a curated record
UUUUAGAACAUCCUCCUAGACAGGAAGUUGCAGAUGAUGCAGACACCUAAGCCAAAGAAAAUCAUUUAGACUUUUGUUUUAAGAAAAUUCUUAUAUAAUGAGUCAAGAGGCUACAACGGACCUUAAACGUACCCAUGGACACGCAGCACUGUUACGCAAAGGCUCCUCAAACAAAAUGGCCCUGAAGGAGAAAAUUGUUCAGAUAUAUGAAGCAUUCUUUCAGGGAGAGGACCCUUCUUCAGGCAACCCCAACUUCUGGGAUGAAUUUUUCUUGCUUAAGCCAAACAUUCCAUACAUUGAAAGCGAAUUUGACAAAGUCAGUGGAGAAGGACUCAUGAUGUUAAAGGAAAAUCUGAAUGCUCUGUUUUACAGAGCUGUGGAAUCUUUAAAGGAAGACAAUACCAUACGAGUAGUCAAUGCAAUUUAUACAAUGGCGGCAUUAGUUCGUGGGGUAUGUAGAAAGAAUUUUGGAGAUUUUGGAUUUGAUGUUAUCAAUAUAUUGAUUGGCUUUGAUGCUGCAGAAACUGUUAUGCAGGAAUUGGUUGAAAAUUUGAAUCAAAUCCUCAAUGGAGAAUAUCCAACAGCUUUAAAGCAACAAGUUCUCAGAUUCAUUAUGGUUUUAGCAACAGCAGCUGAUAACAUCAGUCUGAACACUUUACUGGAGUACCUCAUGAUUAACAGCGUCUUCGAGUCCCUAAUACAGAUUUUAGGAGAUGUUAACCUGAGACAGAUGCUGGGAGGUGAUGCUGUGCAGGUCCUUACUCUGCUGGUGCAGUAUAGGAAAUACGAGUCGGCAAAUCCUUACAUUGUUAAACUUUCCAUUUUGGAUGACGAGUUAGCAUUGACUGGUUAUGCCCAAGUUGUACUGGGAGCUUUAUCAGACUUUAACAGGGAAUACCACUGUCAUAGUACCGAGGCUCAAGCAGGCUGGUUUUCUGCAUUUGCAAGCAUGGUUGGAAACAUGUUUGUACCAGAUGAAAAGCAUAUCUCAGCUGUAAGGGCAAACGAUUUAGUUCUACUAGCACUGUAUGAAGCCAUUCACCUAAACAGAAACUUUAUCACAGCUCUCACUCAUACUCACACCCCAUCAACACCGACCACACCCCCUUCCUCCCCCACGGUCCCAGUGUCCAAUCCCCUUAACGACCCCGCCCCAGAACUGCAUAAAAUUGACAAAGCCCUUCUGGAACAGUCUAGUCACCCGACCAACCUAUUGGUGACGUUUCUAGAGUACAGUUCCAUCAUGAUGCAGGAUACAAAAGAUGAAACAAAACACAGCAAUGCCAAACUUUGUCUAGUUAUUCUAACAUGCAUUGCAGAGGACCAGUAUGCUAACUCUCUGAUGCAUGAUGUAAACAUCAAUUUCCGGGUCACAUUACACAGAAUGCCAAUGAGACAUCGGAAAAUGAAAGUGGAAAAAGACACACCCUCUCGCCCACUUGUUUGUGCCCUAUUAGAUUUAAUGGUUGAGUUUACCAUGAGUCACAUGAUGAAGUCAUUUCCUUUAGAGCUGUACAACCGAUGUUUGGGAAUCAUACAGCGAGUCCUGUGUUAUCAGAAGAAGUGUCGAGUUCGUCUGCAGUAUCCCUGGAAAGAGCUGUGGACUGCUCUUAUUAAUCUCCUGAAGUACCUGUUGUCUAACGAGUCCAAUCUCCUGAAGAAGCAUAAUAACAUUUUUCACCUGUCAUCCAAGGUAGUUAACAUCUUCAAUUUGUUCAUCACCUAUGGUGACACCUUCCUGCCAAAUCCCAACAGCUACGAUGAAUUGUAUUACGAGAUAAUCCGGAUGCACCAAGUGUUUGAUAAUCUCUACUCCAUGGCAUUAAGGUACACCACCAGUGAUGGCGAAAGCAAAGAAUCUGCUGCCCGACUAACCAAUCACCUGGUCAAUGUCAAGGCGAUCAUCAACCACUUCUCUCCCAAGGUUGACUCCUGGGCAGCAGCCAAUCAGCUCUCCUCUCUCACCGAGGAACAGGUUCUUGAUGUGGUGAGAGCCAACUAUGACAGCCUUACACUUAAACUACAAGACAGCUUGGAUCAGUACGAGAGAUACUCGGAGAAACCAAGGGAAAACGCUUUCUUUACCAAUCUAGUGCGAGCGGUCGUGAUGGAUGUGAGGAAGAGUGUGAGCAACCUAAGCCAGUAUCAUCAGCACGUCUUACAGAGUGUGUCCGAGAUGUGAGGAUCCAAAAAAAUAGUGGAAGAUUGUCGGACUGGUGGGAUUGGGCGAGAUGUGAAGAUCCGCACAGAAAACGGUGGAUGUUUGUCGGACGGUACAAUAACAAUAGCAUUGUUCAUUAAAUAUUUGUUGGGCUUCAUUAUGAGAGAGAGAAGGAUGACUGUUUCAUAUUUAUUUUUCUUACAUUGCACUGUACAUUUUUUGUGUAUUGGGGUUUCAACUAUCGGUGCCAUAUGUACCUAAAGAAUUCUGUUGAUGUUGGUAUCAAGAAACUGUAUCAAUAAUAGACAAAACAACUUGGAAUAUCAUCAAAAGAUGUAAUAAUCAAUACUGUUAUAAAGUACCACAAUGUCAAAACUUGUUAUUUUUACUGUUGUAUGUAUUUAAACGAAAUUUAAUGGCCAUUAUUGCUACCAAUGUUAAAGCAAAAAUGUUACAACCUUCUUAACAUUUUGUGUACAUACAUGUAAUUGUAUCAAUUAAAAACAAUGUACAUUCUAAUCAGUGUACUAGUCUGUACAUAGUUACAAUACUGGAGAAUAUAAGACACAUAGACAUUGCAUAUUUACCAUUGGGCUUUCAAGCGGGUCUUUUCUUCUCUUUUUGUGAUUCCUAUUUAUGAUUCAGAUUGUAUGUGAAUUGUACCUUUGAUAGUAAUGAAGUACUAAACUUGUUUUCUAUGAAAACUGAUACUGGAUUGAUAGAAAAUGUUACUUGGAAAAUUCAGUUUACAGGUCAUUGCUUUAAUAAUAUACCUGUACUGGUAGUUGUUAUUUAUGAAAAAUAGUUCAGAGAUGUUCAUUGGUUUAUGUAUGUUUUUUUUGUGAGUUAUGGCUGUUACAGGUUAAUAUGUAAAUAAAUGCAUUUACAUGUACAUUAGCUUUUGACUCUGUUGACUAUUCAUACAUGCAAAUCUUAUUCACAUCUGGUCAAACUAUGAAUGGGAAGCACUCUGUAUUAUAUUAUGUAGAUGUACAUAGUAUUGAAUCAACCUGUCUUUAUUUGUUAUGCAUGGCAGUAGGCUGUCUAAAUACAUGUAUGCAUAAAUGUAUUGUGAUAUUGAGACUGAUAAUAUUAAACCUCAGUGCAAUAGAUAAAGUCUGUGGUCAUGCAUGUAUUUUAUAAAUGUUGAUGA